AUGCAUGCUACCUUUAAUGUGGGAGAUCUUUCACCUUAUCUUGAUGAUGAUGGCCUUGAUGAAUUGAGGUCAAUUCCUUUCAAAGGGGGAGGGGAUGAUCCAUGCAUGGAACAUGAAAGCCCAAAAGGGGAAUUUGUUGAAAGAAUCAAUUUAGUGAUUGGAGAAGAAAUUAUUGAACACUCUAAACCUUUCUAUGCCACUGAUGGGGAAGACGACCAUGAAGAAGUUGAAGAAGAAAUAAAGUUUGAGGUUGGAAACAAAAUUGUUGAAACAAUUGUGAAAGAAAUCAAUUUUGUUGUUACAAACAAAAUUGUUGAAGAAUCCGAAGAGGUGGAGCAGGUUCUUGACCACGAAGAUGUGGUUGUGGUUAAGAAGGAUGAUGAUACUCGUCUUAUAACAAACCGUCUUUGUAAGAGCCUAGAAGAAGGUGUGACCAUCAAGUUCCAAGUUCCAAGCAGUUACGAGGGAGGGACUUCAUAA
Molecule: messenger RNA, 480 nt
Organism: Lactuca saligna
Lineage: Eukaryota; Viridiplantae; Streptophyta; Magnoliopsida; Asterales; Asteraceae
Source: the annotation of a GenBank genome assembly